Molecule: messenger RNA, 453 nt
Organism: Fraxinus pennsylvanica
Lineage: Eukaryota; Viridiplantae; Streptophyta; Magnoliopsida; Lamiales; Oleaceae
Source: the annotation of a GenBank genome assembly
AUGUCAUCGACAUUCAGCAGCGAUGAAACGACACCGUUCUUUGGCUUCCUAGGCGCCGCGGCUGCCCUAGUUUUUUCUUGUAUGGGUGCGACAUGUGGCACGGGGAAGAGUAGCGUCGGUGUGGAAUCUAUGGGUGUGAUGCGAUCGGAGCUGGUGAUGAAAUCGAUAGUUCCAGUUGUUAUGGUUGGUGUUUUGGGUAUUUAUGGAUUGAUUAUUGCUGUCAUCAUCAAUACUGGAAUCAACCCAAAGGCCAAGUCAUACUAUUGUUUGAUGGCUAUGCUCACCUUUCUUCUGGCUUCGCUUGUGGCCUUGCUGGCCUUUCUGCUAAGCCAAUGCACAACAGCCAAAGCUCUUUGUUGGAAUGAUUCUUAUUUUCAUUUUGCUAAAGCACUAGCUCUUUAUGGUCUUAAUUUUUGCAGGCCUUUUUUGGUGCAUCAAAGUCUAUGUGGCUAG